This is a messenger RNA of Exophiala oligosperma, 2298 nucleotides long. RefSeq lists its product as uncharacterized. Gene Ontology annotation, cellular component: nucleus; site of double-strand break. The coding region runs from base 151 to 2160 and encodes 669 amino acids. The transcript has a single exon. The record is from RefSeq and is a predicted model, not a curated record. NCBI's taxonomy places the organism in Eukaryota, Fungi, Ascomycota, Eurotiomycetes, Chaetothyriales, Herpotrichiellaceae. Gene Ontology annotation, biological process: double-strand break repair.
CCUCACCAGUUCCUCCUUGCCUCAGACGCCCACCACCGACCUUCACAGCCGUAUGCACAUCCCCUCCAUAUUCAUUUGAUGAGGUGGACGGACAAUGUGGAAACAUCAUGCUGCUGACCACCUCAUCUUCCUACCCACCCGACUGUGAUUAUGGUGACCGCAGUGUCGGUACACCGUGGUAACCCUACCUUGAGUGUUGCUCCCACCCAGAAUACCGCCCCCGUCCACGAAUUCCGCUGUCUGUAUACUCGUGAUCUACACAAGAAGGCAAAGAAAUGGCACGAUGGCUCCCUACGCUUUCAUACCUUCAACCGACGCGUCAUGGUCUACGAUGACGCGAAGAAUUAUAUCGGCGACCUUCACUAUACGAAAGAGGAGGAAUUUGGUGAAGGUGUAGAAAUACAACUCGACCGAGGUGUCAAAGUCGAAGUUGGCGAACGUUUGGGAGAGACUGAGACCGAUUUAGCUCCAAUACUCGAAAGGCAGCGACCAGAGAAGGCUACACCACAAAAAAGACCAGCAGGAGGUUUCGGUGCUCAAUCGUUGUCGUCAAUCCCUUCUCAGAGGCCCAAGUCAUUGCUUGAGGUCCUCGGACCAUCGCAAGGACGCUUGGGACGUUCACGGUUACCCCUACAAUCGCCAUACGAGCAGAGGCAGGCAACUUUCCGCCCAGAGCCGAACGAGCCUCCUCCAAAAAGACGCAGACUAUCCAAUGAUAAAGAAAAUCGUCCCGGUGAGAGCGUUCGAGUUGCCACGCCUAGUAAGCCUUGUAUACCUCAGCCUAUUCGAUCAAACAACCUUGAAAGAUCACCACUUGUUCAGAAAGCUCCUCCGACAAGGCCUCGUCCCGUGGUAGAGAUUUCAUCAGACGAGGAAUGCGAUCAUGAUCGAAGAACGCAGUCAAGGACCAAUGUUGUAUCGUCCUUCGAGCCCCCGGGAGCCAUUGGAAGGUCUCAGAGAGCCUCCGAAUCAACACUGAUGCUGCAAGAAAGAAAAUGGUCCAAGACGAAUGCUCUCAAAGCUCAGACAACGAGACCAACUCCGCGAGACACCACCAAACAGCUCGUGACCGAGCCCAAAACCGGGGCCAUAUUGACCAAACCUCGCCUUUCUAUUCAGCGUAAAGCACGUUUGCUGUUAGGUCGGCCGCGACCCAAAUCAAAGUUGCUGGUUUUGCAACCUUUUCAGACACCUGACUUGAGACUCCAUGCCGGUACACCGGUUGAAAGAGCGUCACCUCGUGAAGAAGCGCGCAGUCCUACUCCUCUGCCGCCCAUAUCAGAUGACGAACUGGACAAUGUCCCUCACCCCACCUACCGAGAAUCUCCUAGGCACCCCAACAUCAAAUCUAGUCCUCGUCAAGCUACUGCGGGCAGUAAUGGAACAGACAUCAUCGCCUCAAGCCCUCUUUUCCUACCCGAGGAUGGGAACAGAGAACCCAGACUACCCACGCCGCCUCCAAUGCCAACUCAAGAAGAAUUUCCCUUCCUAGCAAUGACCAUGAACGAGCUAGAACAGCACGAGCGUGUGGAAAACAAUCAUCGAAAUUUUGUUCUGGAAAGUACCUCCGUGGAAGAACGAUUGCACAAUGUACCUGAGUUGGACAUAGCGGACCUGUUCUCAUCAAGUACUCCACCGGCUGAAGCUCUAGGGGAAGCCCAGCCACCCUCCGUGGUUUUAACGGGUCCUACUCUGAUGCCUCACACACGAGACUUCCGUAGAGUCUUUUCGGAAAACGAUGCUGUCGUGGAAGAUGAUGCCGUUCAAAACCCAGGUCAAACCAGUCUCGUGCCCCGAAGCCCGCUGAAGAUUCUGAAUGAUUUGUCAACUAGACAAACUAGUGUGAAAUCCAAGAGUCCUCAAAAAUUCCAACGUUGUGCAUCCGACACUGCCGCAUUGAAGGACCCGAUUGAAGAAUUUCCCACCAAAGAACAUGGGCAGGAUCAAGAAGGGCAGACUGGGCCUUGGACAUCCGACGAAGCUUUCCUGUUGUUUGACUGGUGGCCACCUGGGAUGGAGAAGCCAGAGUACUGGGCUGCUACUGUUGAAAAGCCAUCCGCUCCCGUCGCUGUUGCAGCAGCGGGUGGUCCUAUAUCAGGAUACCCGAGCAUGAUAACCACAGCGAGGCAGUUUUUACGUGAUGAUGCUAAUGCGUUAUGACCCGUCUAAUGAUUGAUGAAAAGAACCAGCUGAAAGAUGUAUCAUAGAUAUGAUUUCGUGUAGAACAGUUCAAAAUGGGAUACUGGUACCGAGGUUAUUGGACCUGUGUCUCUGUUCCACCCCAAGGGCUUGUACAUU